UCUUUCUCCUCACUUUUAACUUUCAUCUUUACAGUAACACCCAAGUCUUCUAUCCAGAUGUUUUGCUCUAAGAAGAAGCUUCCACCCUCAUGUCCAAAUAUUCUCACACCAGAUAAAAUUCCUACAUUCUUCAUACCUCCUAAACUGUCUUCGCUUCCGGACGGAGGUGGUCGUGUUGGAAAGUGGCUACAGAAGAAACCUUCAGAUAUUGGAUCCAGAUCUUCUCCAUGGGCCCUGCUCACAUCAGCAAGCAGUCAUGUUAUCCAGGUGGAAGAUAUGGAGCAGGAGGCUGAGACUUCAGGACAAAGGCAUCAUCAGUCCAUAGCCGCAAGCAUUCUGGGAAGCCCGUACCUGUCCGAGAGUCCGCACACCCGGAGGAGGGAGUCUCUCUUUCAUCAGAUGUGUCACACUCAUGGUCCUUGUGACUUAAAGCCACUGUCACCAUUAGACUCUGACCAUCUCCUAAACUGCAAUUCAUCUCAUGAUCUGCGUCUCCAGAGGUUUACUUGUGGCUUCUUGCACAGUGACACAACAUCCUCUACAGAUUCUUCUCCCUUUAGUUCUCCUCUUUUGAACCGCUCACCGGAAAGAAGUCCAUUUUCUUCUGAUCCUGGCAAAGACCGCCGCUAUUGCCGUGCUCUGCCUCUUAAAACAUUGACUCGAGCCAACUCCUUGUCCACUGACGAAACCAGCUCUGCAGACACCAGCCCGAAAUUGUCCUCCAAGGAAAACCACUCCAAUUCAAGGGCCUCCAUGAGGCAUCUCAUUCCUCCUCCAAUAUUUCACCUGGACUUUAUUUGCUGUCAGGAGCGUUUGACCAAAGAGACAGAGGUAACGCUAAGCAAAGGGGGGCUUCUCCGCUUGUCUUUCGAGUAUGUAAAAGAGUUGCGACGUCUGAGGGUGAAACUAGUCAAUGCAGAGAACCUGUAUCCAUUGCAUCAAGACCCCCGCAGCAUCAGUUGUUGUGUGAUGAUGUAUCUGAUGCCUGGAAAGCUACAGAGGCAAAGAAGCACCGUAAUCCGCCGGAGCAGGAACCCAAUUUUCAACGAGGACUUUUACUUUGAAGGGGUGGAAAAAGGUGAAUUAAAUAAUCUUAGGCUGAAGGUGAAAGUCAUAAAUCGAGGGACUGGCAUGAAGCUUGACCACGUACUAGGAACCAGUGAGCUGCGGCUAUCUACCCUUCUACCCUUGUAAUGUCUAUCAGAUGGCAAAUAAUGACUGGGUCACCGAAAAGGUCCAAUUUCUUGUUGACUCGGCGUUCGACUCUCUUCUAGGCACAGGACGGUCUAUCUCAGUUUCUAAAAUGUGUAAUAUACUUAAUGAAAUGCCUAAAGGGGUGACCAAGUACCCUAUGAAAUACAUUUACGCCUCGAAAUUGCAUGGAUCGGCAGUUGGGAAUCCCAGCCACACAACCUCUUCUGUUGAAAAUCCUACGUCAUCCGGCAUCACAUCCUUUACCAGGUUUCCGGCCUGUUCUACGGACGGGACCAGAACUACUCAGCCUGGCACAUGUGCAAAGUCCUGAAUCCACCUCAUCUGCGCAUGUGCCAGUCAGAGGAAUAGUUCUGGCUCCAUCCACAGCAUCUCCUAUGUCUUGGCCGGCAGGCUGGGAAGCUGGUAAAGCACGUAAUACAGUGGAAGAAAGAUUUUCAGAAGAGGAAUGUUACGUGACCGCGUUCCUGAGCAGCCAAUCCACAAAACUUCAAGACGGAUUGAAAAAUGGCAGAAGGUGAACUCGGAGCUGCAGGAUCGGUUAAUAAAUUCAAGGACAUUAAUAGACUUGUAAUAUAUAAACUGGAGGACAAUGAGGAAUAGAUAAUUCUAUGCUUACAGUAUACCAUCAGAGGGAUCUAUAGGCCUAAAUGUAAGGCACC
Bufo bufo (common toad) is the source of this 1874-nucleotide messenger RNA. RefSeq names its product C2 calcium-dependent domain-containing protein 4D-like. The transcript has a single exon. Lineage: Eukaryota; Metazoa; Chordata; Amphibia; Anura; Bufonidae. The record is from RefSeq and is a predicted model, not a curated record. Bases 58 to 1194 code for a protein of 378 amino acids.